AUGGCUACCCCUAGUGUCCUAGCUUUUGACGCUGAGGGUCGCGCCAUUGAUUUUGAGGUCUGGUUAGACGACCUGCAGCUGUUCUUACAGUGCGAUAGGGCUGACGACCUUUCUCUCUUUGACCUCACCUCUGGCGCCUCUCCUGCUCCUGCUGCUGAUGCUGAUCCCGCUGUCCGCUCUAAGUGGGCCACCCGCGAUGCUGCUGCAGGUCUUGCUGUGCGUCGCCACCUCCCUACCUCUGAGCGUGCGCACUUUAGUCAGUACAAGAGUGCUCAGACCUUGUACGACGCUGUAGUUGCGCGCUACUCCUCCCCUGCCACUGCUGCACUGAGCCUGACACUCGCUACCGCGCCGCCCUUCCUGCUGAGUUCUGCGCUAAGAACCCCCCCCCCCAUGUACAUCGCUCUCUACUACGUAGUCGCGCGCCUCCCUGACUCCCUUCGCGUCGUCAGGGACCACUUUCUCGCAGUCUGUCCCACCACCCUCACCGUCGACCUCCUCGAGAAGGCCCUCCUCGCAGCGGAGAAGAGCAUAGUCGCUGUAGGUGCUUCUCGUGGUGACCCUCGCACCCCCAUCUUUGAGGGGUGCUCUCCUUCCCCCUUGCUGCCCUCUGUUGCCUCUGCUGCUGCUGCCGACCUGCUUGGUCUUGAGUCGGUCGGCGCGGCGUCUGCCCCUAGUGGGAGACGUCGCUCCAGCAAGGGCAAGGGGGGCAAGGGCGCGGGUGGAGCUGGAGUGGGGGUGGCGGCGGGACUAGUGGUGGAGGUGGUGGUGGUGGUGGUGGCAGCAGUGGCGGAGACGGUGGUGGUGGUGCCAGCGGUGGUGGUGGAGGCAGCGGCGGUGGUGGAGGCGGCGGGGGUGGAGGCGGUGGAGGCGGCAGCGGAGGAGGCGGUGGUGGUGGAGGAGGUGGAGCUGGUCGAGGUGGUACCCAGCAGCGUAGCGGCGGUGGUGGUGGCCAGCGCUCGCAGCGGCAGCAGCAGCAGCGCUCGCGGGACAUCCCUCCGCCUCAGCAGCUUCGUGAGUGGUACGCUGGGCGUCAGAGGGGUGGGGGUACUGGUCCCUGCACCUACGGCUGGUGUAGCGAUCUUUGAUCUUGAUUUUGAUGCUAUCCUUGCUGCUAUGUAUGUUGUGGAUUAUAGUGAGGAGAAUGAGGGUUACCGUUGUUUCCAGCCCGACCCGGGCAUUGGUACUGCUGCGCUAGGUGCUUGUGAGGCUGCUGCUCUAGGUGCCAGUGCGUCUGUGCUCUCAGGUACUGGUGAGACUGCGCUCUCAGGUACUGCGUCGUCCUCGUCCUCCCUCACUUUCACACUUGACUCCGGGGCUUCUCGCUCCUUCUUUCGAGACCGCACUACCCUUACGCCGCUCGGCCGACCGGUUGCGGUCUCCCUUGCUGACCCCUCUGGGGGUCCUGUCCUGUCUCACUUCUCCACUGUCCUCCCGUGUCCGGCUGCCCCUUCGGGCACCCUGUCUGGUCUGUACCUUCCCUCGUUCUCUACGAACUUGGUGAGUGGAGCGGACCUGCAGGAUGUGGGGGUUCACCAGUUCACUCCUGCGAGUCAGCGGGUGACCCACUGCACGGAGGCACGCACAGGCCGACACCUGGCCACGUUCUCGCGUGGCUGCGUCGGGUCAGGUGCUUGCUGCUGCGUCCCGGUCAGGUCCUGA
Molecule: messenger RNA, 1662 nt
Organism: Closterium sp. NIES-65
Lineage: Eukaryota; Viridiplantae; Streptophyta; Zygnematophyceae; Desmidiales; Closteriaceae
Source: the annotation of a GenBank genome assembly